Cuscuta europaea is the source of this 441-nucleotide messenger RNA. NCBI's taxonomy places the organism in Eukaryota, Viridiplantae, Streptophyta, Magnoliopsida, Solanales, Convolvulaceae. The record is from the annotation of a GenBank genome assembly.
UGGGCACACAGGCAGUGUGCAGCAUGAGACAAAAGAGGGUGAAAUGGCCACUGCCAAGCCACUGCUGGAGAUUCUGGAUACUGAUACAGGCGGAGAAGGCAGUAAGACUGCUCAACAUGCCCAACCAGUACAGACUUACGCUGGAACAAUCACAAAACAGAAGAAUUUGGUUGAAAAACCAUGGACUACUCUCUUUAAGGACAACCGAGCCCCUUCUAAUGGAAUCAAACUGAAUUUUGUGCCUCCUAGAGGUAAUACCCUGGACUUCUCUGAUAGAGUUAUGCCAUCCAUGGUUGAUAUGUGGGGAUAUUGCCUAGUUGGUUUCUUCACAGGUCGUUUUCCUGGGCUAAAAGUUGUCCAUGAGCUGAAGUUUAGGUGGGGUGUGAAGUGCCAAAUCAAGUCCCACGAUAAGGGCUGGGUGAUUUUUAAAUUCCAUACCGA